Mesocricetus auratus (golden hamster) is the source of this 2255-nucleotide messenger RNA. It is a transcript of the gene Mkx, whose product is annotated as mohawk homeobox. Bases 216 to 575 code for a protein of 119 amino acids. Gene Ontology annotation, molecular function: RNA polymerase II cis-regulatory region sequence-specific DNA binding; DNA-binding transcription factor activity, RNA polymerase II-specific. The record is from RefSeq and is a predicted model, not a curated record. The transcript has 4 exons. Gene Ontology annotation, cellular component: nucleus. Gene Ontology annotation, biological process: regulation of transcription by RNA polymerase II; muscle organ development; cell development. NCBI's taxonomy places the organism in Eukaryota, Metazoa, Chordata, Mammalia, Rodentia, Cricetidae.
AUAAAGCCGAGACGACGGCGGUGGUGGCGGUGAGCGCGUCGGAGCCUGCGCCGAGAACAUGCGGCGGGGAUGGGAGUGUGCCUAACCCCGAGGAGGGACAGCCAGCCGCUGGCUGCGGGCCCCGCGACCACAGAACCCGAGCCCUGCUGCGGAGCUCCUGGGGGCCCGGCUUCGAGGCGCUGUAGCGAGGCCGCGCGUCCCUGCCAGCGCGCAUCAUGAACACCAUCGUCUUCAACAAGCUUGGGGAGCCGUGCUUUUUGAGGACCGAGGCACCUCAGAGCGGGAACGUGGCAGCCGGCCAUACGGUGGCGUUCUGGACAAUCCACACACACGCCCGGAGGGCCCGGCAGAAUGGAGGGAAGGUGAGGCACAAGCGACAGGCCCUGCAAGACAUGGCAAGGCCUCUUAAGCAGUGGCUGUAUAAGCACCGGGACAACCCGUACCCCACGAAGACGGAGAAGAUAUUGUUGGCCCUCGGCUCGCAGAUGACGCUAGUGCAGAAUACAGUUUUAGAGAAAACCAUCUGCUUUCCCUUCCUAUCAACAGGAAAUUGUAAUAAUGGUGAUUUGCUAUAGCACUGGAGGCAAGAAGUAAUUCUGUAUUCUUGGCUUGAGAUCUGUUUAACACAAAACUCUGAACCUUACAAAAGCAGUUUCUAAAUAGUUAUUACAAUCAGAAAAGCUUGACUUAUGAAAAUAAAGACAUAUGCUCUAAGGUUAAUUUAAACAGGCCUUUUACUUAUCCUGGAUAUAUGCCUGCUUACAGAGACGCUUGAAUACUAGAAGUAAGUUCAACUAUAAAAUACAUUACUUGAUCAUGUGGCUUUCCUGAUGCUCAUAUGUAAAGCAAGUCUAUUUGACAUGUUCUUAAAAACAGUGUUUGGUGAUUAAAAAGUAACAUUUACAGUUAUAUGAGAGAAAUUUAAAUUAUUGUAUUUUAAUUGUUAGCUUGAAUGAACUGAAAUACAGUUGUACUUUGAACUUAGUUAUAUAGUUACUUGCCACUUGUAACAAUAGUUUCAACAUAAAUAACUGCUUUCACACUUAUAUCUUAGUAACAUUAUUACAUUUUUGUAACUUAUGUGAAAUUAUCAUUCAAAAAACUUUUAUUCUUUUAUACCAUUCAGAACAUAAAAUAUUUAAUUCUUAAUUGUAGCAAAGAUUGCAAUAUUAGAUGGUACAUGUGUAACAAUGUUUUUUCUAUUAUUUUCAGAGAGAUAAAUCUCUUAAACUUUAAAAUGAUAAGUGGAAAACUUGAAAUGCAUAAAAUUACCACCCAAGGACCUUAUUUAUAACCCAUCUUAGGUCCAGUUAUUUUCAACUGCACAAUGGCGUAUGCAAAAGAUAUACAUAAUAUUUGAUGUAUACCCACACAUUCAUUUAUAUAUGAAUUUAUGUAAGUCAGACAUAAAUUAGACAUCCAAAGCAUAUCCCAGAUUUAUGGAAACUGCAUAAAUUAUGGAAAUACUUUACACUUCUGGAGAGAAAGCAUAGAGCUGUGAUGUGAGUCAAGCUUUUGAUCCUGGCAAAUUAGACUCCUCCGUGUCCUGAGUCAGGCUCUCCUGUGAGUCACUUUCUCCUGCGGAGUGAACUUCUUGAGAAGAGUGGUCAUGUCUUACUCAUGGGCUUCACCCCAUAGGAUGACUGUUUCCAUGUAGCAUACUGUCCCUACAUGCUUGUAGAUCGAAUAGCUUCCUUCUGGGAAAUAGCAUCCGAGUCACACAUAGCUUUCCAGAAUGUCUUUCUGACAGUUACAGGAUGUCUUGAGCUCUAGUUUUAGUUUCAGAACGGAGCAGAGAACACACAGCUUAUUAGCUUCAUCCUGUAGCAUGAGUCUUCAGAACAUGCACGAGUCUGACUCACUUUAUUUUCCAAUUGUCUGCAAAUCUACCAUAUGCGUGUGCCUGCAGGGAGAUGUGAGAGGCUGCCCUUGCUUCUGCCUGCGCUCUUUAUUCUUGUCCACUACAGGGCCUCCUCUCGUUUCUUCAUCAUGGUUUAUUGCAACAGGUUGUCACCAUAACUAUUUUAUUCCUCAGCAAAAUAUUUUAAGUUUGGGCAUUUAUUUUGCAUUUAACAUCCCUCUAAGUGUGUGUCAAACUUUUCCUAGAUUGUACUUUUCUUUUCCUUUGCUCCUCUUAAACUGCCAAGGGAAGGGAUGAAGCCUAGUCAGCAGUCUCCCAUGAAGCAUGGAAGUAAAAAGAUGGAAAUAUGUCUUAGUAGUUUUUCUGAUACAUAGAAUCCCAGAGGACAUGGGUU